AUGCCCAGCGCCGCGUCUCGCUCGCCACGCCCGCGCGUCGCGCUCGCCGGCAGUUGCUCGGCUCUUGUAUAUGUACAUGUGAUGAGAUCAAUACAAUCAUACAUUGCGGUGCAAACUCUUUCAUGGCGCCGUCGCCAUCAACACCUCCACCGCCCACUCAUCAGCAUCAAGUCCCAUGUUCCGGUCGUUCUUGAUCUCGUCGCUGCCAACUACGGCACCUGGCGCACGUUCUUCACCAACACCCUCAAGAAGUUCGGUCUUCUGGAUCAUGUCGAUGGCUCCGUCGACGCGCAGCUGCAGGUCUUCGAUCCGGAGUGGACCCAGAUCGACACAUGUGUCGUUUCCUGGAUCUACGCCACCCUCUCCGAUGACCUGCUCUCCGCCGUGAUCCAGCCCGACGACACCGCCCCCUCCGUCUGGUCUGCCAUCGCCACCCAGUUCCUUGACAACGUGGUCCAGCGUACAUCGCAGGCCCGCCAACAACUCCACGCCCUCAGCCAGGGCGACAUGAACGUCAUCGACUACUGUGUUCAGAUCAAGCGCCAGGCCGACAUCCUACGCGACCUUGGCUCCCCUGUCACCGACCAGGAACUCGUCAUCACCCUCCUUGGCGGCCUCAGCGACAAGCUCGCCCACUGCGCGCCAACGAUCUCGGCGUCCGGCAUGCGGUUUCUUCAAGCCUGCUCCUUUCUCCACCAAGAGGAGAUCUGGAUUGCCGAUCGUGCCCGCAAGGUCACCUCCACCGCUCUUCUUGCCGCAUCCCGCUCCUCCAACGCAUCCGGCAAUGUACCUGCCACGGGAUCUGCGGCGACUCCUCUGGCCUCCAACAACACCACCGUCAACAGCGGCGGGGAACGCUCCCGCAAGCGCAAGAAGCAAUCCACCCGCACUGGCGGUGUGUCCAACACUCCUACCCCCAACCCUCCGGUGCCGCGCGACGGCAACGUGCCGUCCUGGGUGAAUCCCUGGACUGGUGUCGUCCAGGCCUGGCCCCUGGGUCAUCUUCCUCCUGGUGCACCGGCUGCUGGCGUCCUCGGGUCUCGUCCAGGGGCUGCUCCGCAGCAGUCUCUCACGGCCCAGCAUUCUCCGGUCGGCUCUCUUCCUCCGGCGCUCUACCAGGCGCUCAACGGCCUCACCCUCCAGUCCUCGCCACCUAGCGCUCAGGACUGGGUUCUCGACACCGGCGCCUCCACGCACAUGGCCGGUGACGCUGGAUCUUUGUACCCGGGCGGUUCUCUUCCACAGUGA
Messenger RNA from Panicum virgatum (switchgrass), 1248 nucleotides. RefSeq lists its product as uncharacterized. NCBI's taxonomy places the organism in Eukaryota, Viridiplantae, Streptophyta, Magnoliopsida, Poales, Poaceae. The record is from RefSeq and is a predicted model, not a curated record. Bases 1 to 1248 code for a protein of 415 amino acids. The transcript has 3 exons.